Corticium candelabrum is the source of this 738-nucleotide messenger RNA. RefSeq names its product ADP-ribosylation factor-like protein 5A. The transcript has 7 exons. The coding region runs from base 35 to 571 and encodes 178 amino acids. Lineage: Eukaryota; Metazoa; Porifera; Homoscleromorpha; Homosclerophorida; Plakinidae. The record is from RefSeq and is a predicted model, not a curated record. Gene Ontology annotation, cellular component: cytoplasm; trans-Golgi network. Gene Ontology annotation, molecular function: GTP binding; GTPase activity. Gene Ontology annotation, biological process: vesicle-mediated transport; intracellular protein transport; protein localization to Golgi membrane.
CCGGGAUUCGGUUUAGAUCAUUGACAUUGUUGUAAUGGGUUAUCUCUUCUCUAAACUCUGGAGUCUCUUUAAUCAACAAGAACACAAGAUUAUUGUUGUUGGGUUGGAUAACGCGGGAAAGACGACGAUACUUUACCAGUUUCUCAUGAACGAAGUAGUUCACACAUCUCCCACUAUUGGCAGUAACGUCGAAGAGUUUCAGUGGAAGAAGCAGCGAUUUCUUAUGUGGGACAUUGGGGGGCAAGAUUCACUGCGGGCUUCAUGGCAUACAUACUAUCAGAACACUGAUUUUCUUAUUAUGGUGAUUGACAGCACAGAUAGAGAGCGAUUACACGUAUCGAAGACAGAAAUGUAUCAAAUGCUUGCUCACGAUGAUCUAAAGAAAGCUGGACUUCUCGUAUUUGCAAACAAACAAGACUUGGAAGGCUGCAUGAGUUCUGCAGAAAUAUCACAACAGCUGAAUCUCCAAUGUAUCAGAGACCACGGCUGGCACCUUCAAAGUUGCUGUGCUCUUACAGGCGAAGGGUUAUAUCAAGGACUUGAAUGGAUUUGCAAAUCUUUAGAAAAAUAAUAUCUGUAUGAUGUCAAUAGUUUUUUGUAGAUAAUAUGCAGAUUAGUAAAGUUUGAUUACUAAAAUUAAAUAUUAAGGGUUUGCAUGUAGUAGAGAGUCAUUUGUAACUCUUAUAUCUUUAGCAGGAUUACUAUUCAUACAAUCUAAUGCAAACGUAGUAUUUUAAA